AUGACGUCGGUUUCGGGAAAAAAAAAAAAUCUGCUUUUUUUCCUCGUUCUUUUUUCAAAGGUAUCUCAGGUGUACCGAGACAGAAGUAUCGGUAAUCCCAUUAACAUUGUGGUGGUAAAGAUUGUCUUACUGGAAUAUAAUCAGGUAGGAAAUUGAAAUUAUCAGCUUGCAUGUUCCCCAGACUGUUUCACGUACAUUUGAUGUGGUACAUAUGAGAAGAAUUUGGUGAACAAUCUCUUUCCGGAUUCUUCCCUUCAUGCUUUUGCUUAUCACAGUAUGUCUGAUUACAGGUUGUAUUAGAAUUCUAACAGUAGGAACUGUCACCCAAAUAGUGAAACGUGAAAAAAAAAAUGCUCAAAACAUUAAGGAAAGAAGGUAUAAAGGAAUACUAAAAAAGCAUGGGCACGAAAGGACAAGCUUGAUGAAGAUUAUAACGGAUUGCAAUUGUGGGUUUUGAAAAAAAACUUUUAUAUCGCCUGACAGUUUUUCAGUUUUUUUUUCUUUUUCGUAACGUUUAAUAUAAUGCUUAGAAGGCAUAUUUGUUGGACAAGAAGCUGCAAUUUUAUCAUCGAUUACAAGUAAUUUCAUCGCUAAUCUGAAGUCCCAUAGCACACAAGGAAGCAUUAUGGCGAUGUUGGCAAUAUUAACCGUGACACAGAGCCCCUCAUAUUUUUAAGGACAAAUUACUGUUACUGAUGUAGACUACGAGUAGUCCCUAUUUUUCCUCAGGGAUAGCAGAGCGAGCGAAACGCGAGCGCGCGUGAAAACAUUUUCUCUCUCACCGCCGCCGAAUGGGGACUGCUCGUAGUGUAUUACGGAUGAUGCUGUUGGGCGUUUGCACUUGUCCCAAAAGGACUUGGCGAGCUCAGAAUAACCUUUCUUAAGAUUUAUACCUCUUCUUUUCCUUGUUUUUAUUUUAUUUUAUUAUUAUUAUUAUUAUUAUUUUUUACAGAGGGGCCUCCAUAUCUCCUCAGACUCUACUCGCACUCUUAAAAGCUUUUGCCGUUGGCAGAAUCGGGUGAUGACUAAACCACAGAAGGACCCAGAACACCACGAUACCGCGGUUCUUCUAACAAGGUGAGAUUCACCCCAGUUGAGCGCCCUUAAUUGAGUUUUGAGAUAACGAAAGAUUCUGUGAAACAUAUAUGGCAUAAAACGUAACGCUACAAAAACAUGCCGUUUCGGCGACGACAUGUCACCAUUAUCAAAUGCAAAUAAAAAGAACGAAAUGAUUAAAAUUAUAGGAAGAUCAAAAGACUAAAAUAUUAAGGAGCUACAUGUUAACCAGUCAGCAAUGCAACGUACCAGUAAUAUAACCUCUUGGAGAUUUAUCUAUUAUUCACUCAAAUAUUUACCCGUUUCUGUUUGGCUUUAAGUUCCCAGGCUAAUUUUUUACAACAAGCAAGCGCUGACCAAAUUUGGAAGGUGCUUGGUAUUAUUCCACGAUUGAUGACAGUGAUAGAGUCAUUAAAACUAUUUAGUCUGUGUGUAGCUGCCCCUCCCCCUCCCCCUACCUUCAAACAAAAUCUAGGAAGGGAAGGGGCGUCUGCACACAGGCUUAAAAUAUUGUACGUACGCUUGGUUUUCAUUUACAGGCGGGCACACGACUGGAGGUCUUGGCAAUAGGGUUAGGGUUCGAGUUACAAGACCUUUGUACCGGUAAACCUGCGAGUUAAACCCUCAGUUGUACUCGAUAACGCCUCUGUUUUGGCAAUGCAUACACACGAACUAUGUCAGCUGCUUUGAAGAAUGUCUUCAAGAACACACCCUAGAACUGCCAAGUCACAGGCAAACGCUAAUUCGAGAAAUAUGAAUGUUAUAAACUAGGAAAUUAUUUGAAUGAGUAACAAACCAAUUAUGUCUAUCAAGAAUAACCAAGCGUACGUUCACGUUAGCCAGGGCUAAAAUGAAUCACAACGGCCUAUAUGACAUCUUUACUUUGAUGAAUCGUUCUUUUGUGCCUAAAGGUAUUUUUCUUUCUCGCAGGAGAAAUUUAUGCAGACGCCCUGGAAAGUGUGACACUUUAGGUAAACAUCUUUCUAUAUUGUGAACAGCUUCACGAAUACUUCCAGUGUGGACUAGAACAGCAUUUUCGGCUUAUUUAGUAUCACCCACUUUAAAUAAAGAUAUCGUGCGGUGGGCAGAACAAUUGUCUUAAACUGGGGCCUGAUUUACUAGACUUCGACAACCCCCUUGAGAACGCCAUGACUGUUUCUAACUUCAGGACACCGUUCUUUUGUUUUAUUAUUUUUCAGGUCUUGCUGAGUUAGGAACAAUGUGUUCCCCAGGGCGAAGCUGUGCUUUAGCAGAAGACAGCGGACUGGGGACAGCGUACACUAUUGCACACGAGUUGGGGCACGUGUAAGUACCUUAUAUGAAGUAUCUAGAACAUGUGUAAGUACAGAUACCGUAUGAAGUGGAAUGUGUUGCUGGCUAUCACAUUGUCUGCUUUGAAAAUCUCCGAGCCUUUUUUCCGUAAUAAAUGACAAGCCCAAACCGUGAUCAUGUCAAAUCCAAGAUGUUCGAGAGAUUUGCAAUCACUUCACUCACAACAAACGUCGAAUGUCAAUUUGUGCCAAGUGACCGAGAUUCUGCUUUAGUUGUCGUUUAAUAUUUGUCAUAUCUACCGGAAAAAAAAAAGAAGUUUCAUGCUAGUUUCGUCCUUAACAAUUUCUUUGGACUUUCUUCUUUUUCAAAUGCUUAUUUGAAAUAGGUCAACUUGAAUCUGACGUUUGCCAUAAACGGCGUUCUAGAUGGAUUCUAAAUAGGAGGUUCCUAGACAUUUUCCCUUUUUACGUUAAAGUUAUUCAGUUGAAUUUCUUCGGUUCUGUUGGUAGCCUGAGAAAACAGCCGACAUUUAGUGGCGUCGCGAAUUGUCGGCUAUUUUCUCAGGCUAUUCAGUCGGUCUUUUUGUUUGUUUCCGUGUUUAAAAAGCAGAAUAUCUUAUUUCCCCGCAGUUUUAGCCUCCCCCAUGAUGGCGAUAACAACCCGUGCACUCGGAGUAGAGGAGACCAGCGCCUCAUGGCCCCGUCACUCAGUUUCGAUACAAAGCCUUGGUCUUGGUCCAACUGCAGUCGAGAUAAAAUCACCCAGUUCUUGGAGUAAGUUAAAGAGAACCUUUUCUUUAGUCUACAAUAUUUAUAUAAAUCUAAUUAUGUAUUGGCAUUUUUGUGUUAAGGUUUGAAUUUUCCACAGUUAUGUAUGUGUUGUUAUAUAUAAAUACGGUAAAAAAACGUCUGUUCUCCUUGACGUUAACAGCAAAGAGCACGCACGCUGCUUUCUACGACCCUAAGUACUCUUGAUAAUUUAUAAUUAGUCCACUCAAUUUAAUCUUUUUUUUAAAAUUGAAUUCUUUUAAUUGUCGCCUAUUUUUGCCGUUUGCUAAGGUUAGGUUACGGUUCGUGCCUUGCGGACAAACCACUCGAAAAAGCAGAACUGAAAUAUCGCGAUAGACUUCCUGGUGAACUCUACAGUGUGGACCAACAGUGCAAAAUGGUUUUUGGCGGGAACUCAUCGCUUUGUCCCUUUAUGGUUAGUACUUUACGUAAGCCAUCAUUAGUUAUAUUCUCCUGUAGCAUCUCGUCUGUACUCUGUAUACCUCUGGUACCAAUGUGACUAAUACGUCGAAAAAUAGAUCCCUUAAUCUCCUCGUCUAUAGGUUUGGUUCAGCAGACGUAACUAAGUAAUGUGUAAGGGCAGAUUAGGGUAUGAUUACUGAUCAUUCGUCCUGUUUUCCCCUUUUUUCCCCUUUCCCCUUUGGAUUUGACCCAAUAGCACAAUCAUUUCUCCACCUUUAACAUUACAAAAUGGUUAGUGUCCUGUCAUUCAAAAACGCAAACAUGUCUAUGGGAAACUGAAAAGCACUUCAAAAAUAAAAACUAACAGUAUAAAAAGAGGCUUUGGCCUAUAUCAUUUAGAUACUUUAAGGUAUCUGCACCGGCAAAUUUUGCACAUUUUAGGUGAUACACUGACAUCCAGUGUAAGAGAGCAUUUAUUCUCAGUUCAAGUUUAUUUCUCUUAUUUGCCUUGAAGGAACCUUGUCGGCGACUUUGGUGCGUAAAAAUGAUCAACAACCGAAGGGGAUGCUCCACUCAACAUAUGCCUUGGGCAGACGGAACCCCUUGUGCGAGGAAGAGGGUA
Molecule: messenger RNA, 4140 nt
Organism: Porites lobata
Lineage: Eukaryota; Metazoa; Cnidaria; Anthozoa; Scleractinia; Poritidae
Source: the annotation of a GenBank genome assembly